Molecule: messenger RNA, 1713 nt
Organism: Nezara viridula (southern green stink bug)
Lineage: Eukaryota; Metazoa; Arthropoda; Insecta; Hemiptera; Pentatomidae
Source: the annotation of a GenBank genome assembly
AUGAUCCUUAGCAUCCCCGCCUUCUUUGCCACUUUACUGAGCGCGCUCCAGACGUACUUUCCUGACCAGGUAGAUCCGAGCUCGAGGACCCGGAACACACCUCAGUCUGAAGUAGCUAGGACUUACGACUUCAUAAUAGUGGGAGCUGGUUCCGCGGGGUGUGUGCUCGCCAACAGAUUAUCGGAGAACCCUAACUGGACGGUCCUUCUGAUAGAAGCGGGUGGCAAUGACAACUACAUUUCCGAUACUCCGUUUCUUGCGGAGUUCCUGCUCAACACAGAAAUGGAUUGGAACUAUACAACAGUUCGAGAAGAAGGAGCAUGCCUAAUGAACAGAGGAAGAGUGAUUGGAGGUACCAGUACUAUCAACGACCUGAUUUAUGUCAGAGGCAACCGGCAGGACUACGACGACUGGGAGGCACUAGGAAACCAAGGGUGGAGCUACAAAGACGUAUUACCUUACUUCAUCAAGGCGGAGAACAUGACUGAAAGAUCUUUGGCCAACUCCAAAUACCACGGUACCAGAGGUCCUCUCACUGUCCAAUACUCGAGGUUCGUCACACCGCUCAGAGACGACUACGUAAAGGCUGGGAUAGAACUCGGAUGGCAUUUCGGAGACUACAAUGCCAAGAACCAGUCUGUUAGUGGAUACCAACAGACCAAUCUUAACGGACCCCUGCGCGAGAACACCGCUAGGGCAUACUUGAAUCCGACAAGGAGCAGGAAGAACCUGGACAUUAUUAUGAAUUCCUUUGUAACUAGAGUGAUUAUAGAAAACAAUGUUGCAAUAGGUGUUGAGUAUUUCAGGGACGGCAAUAAUCAUACGGUUCUCGCAACGAAAGAAGUGAUCUUGUCAGCAGGAACUGUAGAUACAGCUAAGCUUCUUAUGCUUUCAGGAAUAGGCCCAAGAAAAGAAUUAGAAAAACACAAUAUAGAUGUAAUACUAGAUCUACCAGUCGGUUCGCAUUAUGUCGACCACGACGAUGUUAUUGUCACUUAUGAACUUAACGACGCGCCUACGGUCACUCCAAGCGUUUGGAGAACAAAUGAAAGUAUCAUGGCGUAUGCUAUGAAUGGAGAAGGGCCCUUAACAUUGGCACCUCUAGGGUGCGAGACUUUGUCAUUCUACAACCCUCAAUCUUCGGAAAAACCGCCUUCUCUUGAGACUAUGCACUGUACUACCGGAAGCAUAGUAUCCGACGCAGACGGCAACAGGAACAUCUUAAGAUUUGUAAUUCUAAAUAUCGAACCGUACAGCGUAGGGAACGUGACGCUCAUGAGUAAUGAUUUCAGAGACCCACCAGUUAUCCAACAGAACAUGUUCCAGGACCACAGAGAUAGAGAUAAUUUAGAAGAGGGUGUCAUGAGGUUGAAUCGGCUCAUGGAGACUGAGACUAUGUCUAAGUAUUCUCCUCGAAUAUACGAGGAAGGAAUGCCAGAUUGCGCCGGGCGAACAGGAAGCGAUUUCGCAAAAUGCGCGGUGGAAUAUUAUUCGAUCCCUGGAGGCCAUUGUAUCGGGACUGCAAAAAUGGGUCCACGUUUCCAACCAGACAGCGUCAUCUCUUCAGAAGACCUCGUGGUGAAGGGAAUGAAAGGGCUGAGGAUCAUCGAUGGCUCCAUCAUGCCAACACUUCCAAGGGCCAACACUAACGCAGUCAUCAUAAUGCUUGCUGAGAGGGGAGCCGACAUCAUUAAAAACUAUUACAGAAUUUAA